Molecule: messenger RNA, 945 nt
Organism: Trichoderma breve
Lineage: Eukaryota; Fungi; Ascomycota; Sordariomycetes; Hypocreales; Hypocreaceae
Product: d-isomer specific 2-hydroxyacid dehydrogenase, NAD binding domain-containing protein
Exons: 3
Coding region: 1-945 (314 amino acids)
Cellular component (GO): cytosol
Molecular function (GO): glyoxylate reductase (NADPH) activity; NAD binding; hydroxypyruvate reductase [NAD(P)H] activity
Source: RefSeq, a predicted model, not a curated record
AUGAGCUCUGCGGCACUGAAUAAGAAGCCCCGGGUGGCAGUUGUGGGGAAUGUAAAAUAUGUUGGCGAUGACUACUUGAAGAGCGUCAAAGCAGAGCUGAAUAUCGAGUUUCUUCAAUCGUCCAACCGGCAACAACUUCUAGAGGAGCUCCCUCGCUUCAUCGCCCAGUCAGGCCCAAUAGACGCUCUCAUCUGCACCGUUGAUACACCGUCUCUGAAGCCUCUCAAUGAAGAGCUGUUUUCCGCUCUUACUCCUCACUGCCGCGUCAUUGCCUCUGUGUGGGCAGGCUACAACGAGUUUGAUGUCUCAUGGAUGACGAACCAAGGCAUUUGGUUCUGCAACACUGUCGAUGCUGUGGCUGAAGCAACGGCUGACAUGGCCAUCUUUUUGACGCUGGCCGUGAUCAGAAACACGUAUGUUGCGGAGAAGAGAGUUCGGGCAGGGCUAUGGUAUAAUGGUAUUGUGCCAACCAAAGAUCCGACGGGAAUGACGCUUGGAAUUGUGGGCAUGGGGAGCAUCGGCAGGUAUCUGUCCUUCAAAGCGAAGACAUUUAACAUGAAAGUCAAGUACUUCAACCGGACAAGGCUGAGCGCCGAGAUUGAAGAAGCAUGUCAUGCCGAAUACUGCUCUUCAUUGGAGGAAUUGCUCUCCCAAGCAGAUGUCGUAUCGAUUAAUUGCCCUCUUACACCGGCAACACGGAAUCUCAUUUCGCAUGCUGAAUUCAAGAUGAUGAAGGACGGGGUGUUUCUCAUCAACACGGCGCGAGGACCAAUUGUCGAUGAAGAGGCGCUGAUCGAGGCAUUGGAAAGCGGUAAGGUCGAACGGGCGGGACUAGACGUGUUCACCAACGAGCCCAACAUCAACCCGGCUGAGAAGGAGUGUUUUGAGAAUGUCUUGAAGUGGAAGAGAGAGGGAAGGCCAGUUGCGCCGGUGAAUGAGGUGUGA